AUGGGGCCGCGGCGCGGGGCGGGCGGGGGGCGGCGCGGGGCCGUGGCACUGCUGUGGGUGGCGGCCGUGCUGUGCCAGCUGGGCAGCGGCAGCGUCCUCCGCCGCCGGCUCCACGCCGCCGGGGUCCCGCAGCGGCGGCUGAGCGGCGGCGAGCGGCGGGACGUGCAGCGGGAGAUCCUGGCCGUGCUGGGGCUGCCCGGCCGGCCCCGGCCCCGAGCCCCCGCCCGCGCCCCCGCCGCCGCCGCGCCGCUCUUCAUGCUCGAUCUGUACCACGCCGUGGCCGGCGAGGAGGAGGAGGAGGGCGAGGAAGCGGCGGUGUCGCGUCCGGUGCUCACCGGGCUCAGCACGCAGAGCCCCCCGCCCGGCAGCGUCGUGAGCCGCGCAGACACCGUGGUCAGCCUCGUCAACAUGGUGGAGCAGGACCGGGACCUGUUCUCACCCAAGCCCUACUGGAAGGAGUUCAGGUUCGACCUGACCCAGGUGCCGGCGGGAGAGGCCGUGACGGCCGCCGAGUUCCGCAUCUACAAAUCCCGGGGCGUCCCUGGCCACGCCAACAGCAGCCUCCACGUCAGCAUCUACGAGGUGGCUGCCCAGCAUUCCAACAGGGAAUCGGACCUGUUCCUGCUGGAUGUGCAGGAUCUACGUGCUGGGACAGAGGGCUGGCUGGUGUUUGACGUCACGGCCGCCAGCAACCACUGGUCAGUGGAUCAGAAAUACAACCUGGGGCUGCGGCUCUACGUGGAGACUGACGAUGGGCACAGCGUGGAUCCGGGCUCGGCCGGGCUCCUGGGGCGCCGGGGGCCCCGCUCCAAGCAGCCCUUCAUGGUGACAUUUUUCCGGGCCAGCCCCAGCCCCUCCCGUGUCACACGAGCGGCCAAGCCCCCGAGGAGGCGGCAGCCCAAGAAAUCCAACGACCUUCCCCACGCAAACAAGCUCCCGGGGAUUUUUGAUGAUGUCCACGCCACAGAUGGGCGGCAGGUCUGCCGGCGCCACGAGCUCUACGUCAGCUUCCAGGACCUCGGCUGGCUGGACUGGGUGAUCGCUCCACAGGGAUACUCAGCCUACUACUGCGAGGGGGAGUGCGCAUUCCCGCUGGACUCGUGCAUGAACGCCACCAACCACGCCAUCCUGCAGUCCCUGGUCCACCUGAUGAAGCCUGAGGCCGUGCCCAAGGCGUGCUGUGCUCCCACCAAGCUCAGCGCCACCUCUGUCCUCUACUACGACAGCAACAACAACGUCAUCCUCAAGAAGCACCGGAACAUGGUGGUGAAAUCCUGCGGCUGCCACUGACGGACAGGUCCCACUCCCACCCGAGUGUCCCAUUCCCACCCCCGAAUGUCCCACUCCCACCCGAGUGUCCCAUUCCCACCCGAGUGUCCCACUCCCACCCGAGUGUCCCAUUCCCACCCGAGUGUCCCACUCCCACCCGAGUGUCCCACUCCCAGCCUCGAGUGUCCCAUUCCCACCCGAGUGUCCCAUUCCCACCCGAGUGUCCCAUUCCCACCCGAGUGUCCCACUCCCACCCGAGUGUCCCAUUCCCACCCGAGUGUCCCAUUCCCACCCGAGUGUCCCAUUCCCAGCCUCGGAAUUCCCUGUCCCCCCCAUUCCCACCAGAGCAAUGUCACCCUGGGUUUCUGCUGCACGCAUGGAAGAGAAGCUUUGUGGGCUGCAUCAGGGCAAAAUCCAUUAAUUAUAAUAAUUAAUAAUAAUAAUAAAAACCAAAAAUAAACCCCUCCCACCCCUUUCCA
This is a messenger RNA of Hirundo rustica (Barn swallow), 1748 nucleotides long. RefSeq names its product bone morphogenetic protein 8B-like. The record is from RefSeq and is a predicted model, not a curated record. Gene Ontology annotation, biological process: SMAD protein signal transduction. The coding region runs from base 1 to 1290 and encodes 429 amino acids. Gene Ontology annotation, molecular function: growth factor activity; cytokine activity. Lineage: Eukaryota; Metazoa; Chordata; Aves; Passeriformes; Hirundinidae. The transcript is spliced from 7 exons. Gene Ontology annotation, cellular component: extracellular region.